Suillus bovinus is the source of this 153-nucleotide messenger RNA. RefSeq lists its product as uncharacterized. The record is from RefSeq and is a predicted model, not a curated record. NCBI's taxonomy places the organism in Eukaryota, Fungi, Basidiomycota, Agaricomycetes, Boletales, Suillaceae. The transcript has a single exon. The annotation marks the transcript as partial.
CAGGGAAUGGACGUAUCAGAUGUGACUUUGGUCAUUCAGUGGCGAGUAUCGUGCAAGUUGUCUGCCCUCUGGCAAUGGUUUGGUUGUGCAGCUAGGGACCAUGCAGUGGAAGGGAUUGCAUUGCUGUUUGCAGAAAAAGAGUAUUUUCAUGAU